This is a messenger RNA of Purpureocillium takamizusanense, 1959 nucleotides long. RefSeq names its product thiamine biosynthetic bifunctional enzyme (gene THI6). Gene Ontology annotation, molecular function: hydroxyethylthiazole kinase activity; ATP binding; thiamine-phosphate diphosphorylase activity. NCBI's taxonomy places the organism in Eukaryota, Fungi, Ascomycota, Sordariomycetes, Hypocreales, Ophiocordycipitaceae. The transcript has 4 exons. The coding region runs from base 96 to 1655 and encodes 519 amino acids. Gene Ontology annotation, cellular component: cytoplasm. The record is from RefSeq and is a predicted model, not a curated record. Gene Ontology annotation, biological process: thiamine biosynthetic process.
UCUCUCACUCUCUCACUCUCUCCCUCGUCCUUUACGACUUCACACGCGCAACUUUUCAUUACCCGCUCGAUCUGCACCGCAAGUGGGGGGGAAAAAUGGCAGUCGACUAUGGCGUGUACCUCGUCACCGACUCGACGCCCGCCAUCCUCGGCUCGCGCAGCCUCGCCGGCGCGGUCGAGGCCUCGCUCCGGGGCGGCGCCGGCGUCGUGCAGUACCGGGACAAGACGGCCUCGCACGACGACGCGGUGCGCACCGCGCGCGAGCUGCUCGCCGUGACGCGCCGCUUCGGCGUGCCGCUUCUCGUCAACGACCGCGUCGAGGUGGCCGUCGAGGUUGGCUGCGAGGGCGUGCACAUUGGCCAGGACGACAUGGAGUUUCAAAAGGCGCGCCAGAUGCUUGGCCCGGACAAAAUCAUUGGCGUGACGGCCAGCUCGACGGAAGAGGCCCUCCGCGCGUGUGAGGCCGGCGCGACAUAUCUCGGCCUCGGCACCGUCUACGCCACGCAGACCAAAAAGGACACAAAGGCCAUCAUCGGCCCUCACGGCGUUCGCGACAUCCUCGCCGCCCUCGCCGCCGCCGGGCACGCCUCUGUCCCCACCGUCUGCAUCGGCGGCAUCAACGCCUCCAAUGCCGGCGACGUCCUCCUCCUCGCCGCCGCCGCCACCACCACCACCACCACCAGCGGCAGCACCCCGGCCAAGUCGCUCGACGGCGUGGCCGUCGUCAGCGCUCUCGUUGCGGCCCCGGACCCCGCCGAUGCCGCGCGCCACCUCCUCGGCCAGGUCCUCCGCGCCCGCGUCCCCGACGUCGUCCGCAGCGUCGCCGCCACGACCCCCCUGUCGCACAACAUGACCAACCUCGUCGUCCAGAACAUCGCCGCCAAUGUUGCCCUCGCCGUCGGCGCAAGCCCCAUCAUGGCGAAUUACGCCGAGGAGGCUGCUGACCUAGCUCGCCUAGGCGGCGCCCUCGUCGUCAACAUGGGCACCGUUACCCCUGACGGGCUCAAGAAUUACCUCCAGGCGCUCAAGGCGUACAACGACGCCGGACGGCCUGUGAUCCUCGAUCCGGUCGGAGCCGGCGCUACCGCCGUCCGCCGCUCGGCCGUCGAGACGCUCCUCUCCUCGGGCCGUUACGCCGUCAUCAAGGGCAACGCCUCCGAGAUGCUCGUGGUGCGUGGCGGCUCCGGGCCCCUCGCCCAGCGCGGCGUCGACUCCACGUCGCAGCUCACCCUCGCCCAGCGCGCCAGCCUCGCCCGCGAUGUCGCCCGGCGACACCGCUGCGUCGCCCUCGUCACGGGCGCCACCGACCUGCUCAGCGACGGUCGCCGCGUCGUGCGCGUCGACAACGGCCACGAGCUGCUCGGCAUGAUCACUGGCUCCGGCUGCACCCUUGGCACCGCCGUCAGCGCCAUGGUCUGCUCUCCCGUCGGCGCCGCGGAACCUCUCGCCGCGGCCGUGGCCGCCACCGUCAUGUUCGGCAUCGCGGCUGAGAUGGCCGCUGAACGGCCCGAGGUCAGAGGCCCGGGCACCUUCGUGCCUGCCUUCCUCGACGAGCUGUAUAGCAUUCGCAAGGCCACAGCAGCGGGCGAUCUGCGUUGGCUAGUGCUGGCAAAGGUGCAGGCCAUCGAUGUUCCUGAAGAUGACGCCUCUCCAUGACCGGGCUGACAGUUCUCUCUUCUUUCGUCCCGGGGGAGCGAGGAAGCAGCAUGCGCGGACCUGCAGGUUUGGAUAGACAAAAGGCCUAAUGAAGCUAUGAGAUUAUACACCAAUAGCAUUUUCCAAUCCUAUGAGAGCCCAUGAAAUCGUCAAAACGCCAAUUGGUAACCAAUGCCCAUGACCAUAGGCCCUCGAAGAGCACCUAGCGGGCGGAAUGUGUCCAACACCUUGAUCCAUGCUCGCUGCGAAUUCCACCCGUCGCGUGUGUCCAUUGAUCUACGCCAUAGAAGAUGCUCCCCACGAC